AAAUUGAUAAUUUUAGAAAAUAAAAAAAUCAACUAUACACUAUAAUUCCUGAAAAAAAAGAAAAAAAAAUUAAAAAGCGUGAUAAAUCUAAAGAAAAAAAAGAACAUAAGCAUAAAAAAAAGCAUGAAAACGAAUCUAAAUAAGAUAAAUUAAGGAUACUAAGAGAAGAAAGAUUAAAAAGAGAGAGAAUAGAAUAAAUAAAACAAAACUAA
Molecule: messenger RNA, 212 nt
Organism: Ichthyophthirius multifiliis
Lineage: Eukaryota; Ciliophora; Oligohymenophorea; Hymenostomatida
Exons: 1
Source: RefSeq, a predicted model, not a curated record